Molecule: messenger RNA, 1470 nt
Organism: Condylura cristata (star-nosed mole)
Lineage: Eukaryota; Metazoa; Chordata; Mammalia; Eulipotyphla; Talpidae
Gene: CAPNS1
Product: calpain, small subunit 1
Exons: 11
Coding region: 142-996 (284 amino acids)
Molecular function (GO): calcium ion binding
Source: RefSeq, a predicted model, not a curated record
GACUUGCGGGGUUGCCUGGGCCUGAGUCACCGACCCCGCCCUACGGAGCUGGACGCAGCCGGAGGCCCUGGAGCAGCACCGGCCAGCGGUCGGCGGACGCGUGAGUGACAAGGGCAGCGCCGGGAAUCUUGAGUGGCAGCCAUGUUCCUGGUUAACUCCUUCCUGAAGGGUGGGGGCGGCGGCGGCGGCGGCGGCGGCGGGGGAGGCGGGGGCUUUGGGAAUAUGCUCGGAGGCCUGAUCAGCGGAGCCAGUGGCGGCGGCGGCGGCGGCGGGGGAGGUGGAGGCCUGGGCAAUGUGAUCGGAGGACUGAUCGGCGGUGGCGGCGGCGGCGGCGGCGGCGGAGGAGGAGGUGGCGGAACUGCCAUGCGCAUCUUGGGCGGGGUCAUCAGCGCCAUCAGUGAGGCGGCUGCGCAGUACAACCCAGAGCCCCCGCCCCCACGCACCCAUUAUGCCAACAUUGAGGCCAAUGAGAGCGAGGAGGUCCGUCAGUUCCGGCGACUCUUUGCGCAGCUGGCUGGAGAUGACAUGGAGGUCAGUGCCACAGAACUCAUGAACAUUCUCAACAAGGUGGUAACUCGACACCCUGAUCUGAAGACUGAUGGUUUUGGCAUUGACACGUGCCGCAGCAUGGUGGCCGUCAUGGAUAGCGACACCACAGGCAAGCUGGGCUUUGAGGAGUUCAAGUACUUGUGGAACAACAUCAAAAAGUGGCAGGCCAUAUACAAACAGUUUGAUGCUGACCGUUCAGGGACCAUCAGCAGCGGUGAACUCCCAGGGGCCUUUGAGGCAGCAGGCUUCCGCCUGAAUGAGCAUCUCUACACCAUGAUCAUCCGCCGCUACUCAGAUGAAGCAGGAAAUAUGGAUUUUGACAACUUCAUCAGCUGCCUGGUCAGGCUGGAUGCCAUGUUCCGUGCCUUCAAAUCUCUUGACAAAGAUGGCACUGGACAAAUCCAGGUGAACAUCCAGGAGUGGCUACAGCUGACCAUGUAUUCCUGAGCAGAAUUCCAGAACUGCCCCUCUUCGCCACGCUAUAGGAGUCACCUUGGAGCCUUCGGUCUCCCAGGGCUGAUCUUGUCUGCAGUGUCUUCAUGGGUUCUGCCGACCCACAGGCCUUUACGUUCUCCCAGCCCUUGGCACCAGCUGGCUUCUCAGUCAGCAGCCAGGGCCCAACAUGCCCCAACACGCCCUGGCCCAUGUUACCCCAGGUCACCCAGUUCCCAGCACACCCAUCUCACGCUCACCCCGUAACCUCUUCUGUGCACCUGUGCCAAGCCCCAUAUGCCCCACGGGCCCAUCUCUCAGUCCUGUGAGGUUCACUUCAGUCCCCACACACCCUGGCACACCCCUCAGUUACCACCCAGGCAGCCUGACUCCAGGCCGCAGAGGCCUGCGCGCCCCAGUGCCUUUGUAUCUGAUCCGGCCUGCCGGAUCUAGGCAGAAAUAAAUACACCUGGUUGCUGCUCUCUCUGA